Molecule: messenger RNA, 1920 nt
Organism: Centrocercus urophasianus (Greater sage-grouse)
Lineage: Eukaryota; Metazoa; Chordata; Aves; Galliformes; Phasianidae
Gene: PKD2L2
Product: polycystin 2 like 2, transient receptor potential cation channel
Exons: 14
Coding region: 1-1920 (639 amino acids)
Biological process (GO): detection of mechanical stimulus
Cellular component (GO): membrane
Molecular function (GO): calcium ion binding; calcium channel activity
Source: RefSeq, a predicted model, not a curated record
AUGGAGCCCGCGGUGGCCGUGAGGCGCGGCAGCAGAGUUGCUACAACAGUCCCGGUAAGUUACAGCAAAGAAGCGGAAUUGAAAACGACCCUGGUAGAGCUGCUCAUCUACAUCACGUUCCUGGCAACCCUCAGCUUCAUGACCUUCGGCAUGGUGAGCACCAACAUGUAUUACCUGAACAAGGUGAUGGAAGAUCUCUUUGUGGAACAGCCCUACUCCGACAGCGACGGGAUUAAUUUCAGGAGUAUCAGGAGCCACGCCGAUUUCUGGAAAUUCGCAGAGGGACCGCUCUUGGAUGGGCUCUAUUGGAGCACAUGGUAUGACAACAGAACGAUGACCGACCUGAAAAACACCAGCUACAUUUUCUAUGAGAAUUUACUGUUAGGAGUAGCCCAGAUCCGCCAGCUGAAGGUGCGCAACAACACCUGCACCAUCUACCCCUACUUCCAGCCUUUCCUGAAGAGCUGUUACUCCCACUACAGUUACCAAGCAGAAGACAAGUCUGACUUUGGUCUGAAGAAUGAAUCUGAAUGGAAAUAUGUUUCUGCCUCCUCUUUCUCCCCGUGGUACUGGGGAUCUGUGGGCUUUUACAGAAGUGGAGGAUUUAUAUUCACCUUACCGAGAUCGAAGCAGGAGAGCAUGGAGAAGCUGGCGUUUCUCAGAAAGAAUGGUUGGAUCACUCGGGGAACCAGAGCUGUAUUUAUUGACUUCUCAACAUUUAAUGCUAACAUAAACCUCUUCUGUGUAGUCAGGUUGGUGGUGGAGUUCCCUGCCACUGGGGGUGCUCUGACCUCCUUUCAGAUACACUCCGUGAAGCUCCUCAGAUACGUCUCCUAUUAUGAUUACUUCUUGGCUUCUUGUGAAGUUGCCUUUUGCCUCUUCAUCGUUACAUUCAUAAUCCAGGAAGCAAUAGAAAUAACAAGACUGAAAAUGAAAUAUUUCAGAAGUGCCUGGAACUGGCUGGAUAUGCUGCUGAUAAUGGUAUCCAUCCUUGCCAUUUGCUUCAACAUCUACCGCACGAUAGAAGUGUCCCUGCUGAUGGAAGACCUCCUUUCUAAUGCUCACGUUUAUCCAGAUUUCUAUUUCCUUGCAUUCUGGCAAGUCAUUUAUGAUAACAUGAUUGCUGUCAAUGUCUUCUUUGCUUGGAUAAAGAUAUUUAAGUACGUAAGUUUUAGCAAAACCAUGACACAGUUGUCAUCCACUUUAUCUCGCUGCGCCAAGGACAUCAUUGGAUUUGCCAUCAUGUUCUUCACCAUUUUCUUUGCCUAUGCACAGUUCAGCCACCUCGUCUUCGGGUCACAAGUCAAUGACUUUUCUACUCUUCAAAACUGCAUUUUCUCACAGUUUCGUAUUGUGCUGGGAGAUUUUAAUUUUGAAAGCCUAGAAGUAAACAGCAUCCUUGGACCUAUUUACUACAUCUCAUUUGUGUUCUUUGUGUUCUUUGUCUUGCUGAACAUGUUCUUAGCGAUUAUAAACGACACCUAUUCGGAAGUCAAAGCAGACUUCGCAGUGAUUCCCAAUCAAGAGUUUCACAUCACAGACCUCUUCAGACAGAGCUACAAUAAAGCCCUUGUCAAGCUCAAAUUGAGAAAACCAGAUACAGAUCUAGGAGAUGAGAACCUGGAAAGCAAGGAAUUUCCACCCACUAAAGGAAAGGAUAUUUCCAAGCCUUCCAAAGGAGGCAGCGCUCAUGAGAAGAGGCAUCCGAAGCCACCGAAGUUACAGAAAGGGAAAGAGAGCCUUCAUCACUCCGACUCCGUCGCUGCUUCUCAGAGCUCUGUCUUCCCUGAAGAAUUUCAGCGGCUCCUCAGACGCACAUCUGAGUUGGAGAAGGAAUUAAACAACGCUAAUGCAAAACUCAGUAGGAUUAUGAAAAGCAUGCAACAGCUGAAGGAUGCUUCAGGCAAGACAGCACAGUAA